UAUCUGUCACAGUAUCAGCAGGCGUAUCUGUCAAUAUACAUAUAAAAACAAAUAUAAAAUAAUUUUGUUGUUCUGUGUGUAUUAAGGACUGUUUAAACCAAAAUGUUUAACGAGACGAAUUACGAUUGGGAAUCCCACAAUCGACAAGUUGUUUUAGAGGGUAGAAAUAUAUUGGAGAGGACUGGCGAAAGUUUAGCCAGGUCAAACCAAAUCGCGAUAGAAACAGAGAAUAUUGGAAAUGAAGUAAUUACCGAACUAGGGGAGCAAAGAGAAGCACUGCUUCGGACCAGAGAUAGACUUGAAAACGCAAACGAACAUUUGGAUCAAGCUAAAUCUGUGCUUAAAAGAAUGGGACGAAACGUUAUUUACAACAAAAUAUUAUUGAUACUGAUAAUUAUUAUAGAAAUAGGAAUACUAAUCACAUUAUCAUAUCUGAAGUUUAAAAAAUAAAUUUGUGUUGCAA
Molecule: messenger RNA, 463 nt
Organism: Aethina tumida (small hive beetle)
Lineage: Eukaryota; Metazoa; Arthropoda; Insecta; Coleoptera; Nitidulidae
Gene: Vti1b
Product: vesicle transport through interaction with t-SNAREs homolog 1B
Exons: 1
Coding region: 103-450 (115 amino acids)
Biological process (GO): vesicle fusion with Golgi apparatus; Golgi to vacuole transport; intra-Golgi vesicle-mediated transport
Cellular component (GO): ER to Golgi transport vesicle membrane; late endosome membrane; Golgi apparatus
Molecular function (GO): SNAP receptor activity; SNARE binding
Source: RefSeq, a predicted model, not a curated record